This is a messenger RNA of Lingula anatina, 598 nucleotides long. Its product is annotated as histone H1. The record is from RefSeq and is a predicted model, not a curated record. Gene Ontology annotation, molecular function: nucleosomal DNA binding; double-stranded DNA binding; structural constituent of chromatin. Gene Ontology annotation, biological process: nucleosome assembly; chromosome condensation; negative regulation of DNA recombination. Gene Ontology annotation, cellular component: nucleus; nucleosome. Lineage: Eukaryota; Metazoa; Brachiopoda; Lingulata; Lingulida; Lingulidae.
UUGUCUGUGACUACCUCAGCGAACUCAACUACGAUGGAAGCUCCAGCUGCAAAGACGACCAAGACCAAGAAGCCCAAGGCCCCAGCCGCUCACCCUCCUGUAGCAGAGAUGGUCAACGCUGCCAUUCGUGAUCUGAAGGAACGAGGAGGGUCUUCCCUUGUUGCUAUUAAGAAAUACGUAGCCGCUACCUACAAGGUGGAUACCGUGAAGCUGGCCCCGUUUAUGAAGCGAUACCUGAAGAGUGCCGUGCUCGCUGGUACGUUGGUGCAAACCAAGGGGACCGGUGCAUCUGGUUCGUUCAAACUAGGUGCAGCUGCUAAGAAGCCUGCCGCUAAACCCAAGGUUAAGAAACCAAAAACGGUGAAACCCAAGAAGCCCAAGGCCACACCAAAGAAGGCUAAGAAACCGGCAGCUACCAAAAAGGCGACUAAACCUAAGAAGGCCACGAAGUCCCCCAAGAAAGCUGCCAAACCUAAAGCUACCAAGAAAACCACGACACCCAAGAAAACAGCAAAGAAACCCGCUGCCAAGGCUAAAGCAGCGAAGAAGACUCCAAAGAAAGCAGCCAAGAAGCCGGCUAAGAAGUGAAGGAAGAUUG